AUGAAUAGUCACGCCCGUCUUGGUGCCGACAGCCGCAAGCGAAGCGCCUUCCCACAUGCGAGAUCUCGCAAAUCCGUCCAGCAUGAUCAAGACAAAGCUCGGGCGACGUUACAGCAUGGCUUCUUUGUGUGCGAUGAAGCAUUGGAUGUCGGAGAAGCAAAGAAGGUGGUUGGAAUCAUUAAAGAGAUGAGGUUCUCAGAAGAACAUGGACCUCCGUCGGCCCGAAAGCUUUUGUCCAAGGACGACCAGGAUAAAAGGAGAUGCGCCUGCCUGAAUAUUCAGAUGACCCAAUAUCAGAUUCGCCUCCCUUUUGGAUAUGACUACACGUGAAUACAGAAUAGGCGCGCUCGAUGUCAACCAACGUCGCAAUAUCCCAUCUUUACUUGCCCGUACAAAAACAUCUCAGACUAAUGCAAUGCUGUAUGCAUGCACAAGUGAUCGUGCUGAUGAUCCGAUUCACAACCUUCGUUCCAAUCUCUCCUCGGCCUCUCCUCUCACAUGACACUUCGUAAAGGGCUAUGAGGGAGCUGCACGCCGUCAGUACUAUUGCUCUUGGAGCGUUUCACGAAUUGGCAGUGGUGUGGAUUGUGGUAUGGACGCACCAUUACCAUUCCCAUUGACCAUGGUCGGUGUAGCCGUUCCGC
This is a messenger RNA of Pseudocercospora fijiensis CIRAD86, 644 nucleotides long. RefSeq lists its product as uncharacterized. The coding region runs from base 1 to 330 and encodes 109 amino acids. The record is from RefSeq and is a predicted model, not a curated record. The transcript has a single exon. Lineage: Eukaryota; Fungi; Ascomycota; Dothideomycetes; Mycosphaerellales; Mycosphaerellaceae.